This is a messenger RNA of Mercurialis annua (annual mercury), 1509 nucleotides long. RefSeq lists its product as uncharacterized. Gene Ontology annotation, cellular component: intracellular anatomical structure; cytoplasm. The coding region runs from base 150 to 1313 and encodes 387 amino acids. The record is from RefSeq and is a predicted model, not a curated record. Gene Ontology annotation, biological process: carbohydrate metabolic process; pentose-phosphate shunt. Gene Ontology annotation, molecular function: transaldolase activity. Lineage: Eukaryota; Viridiplantae; Streptophyta; Magnoliopsida; Malpighiales; Euphorbiaceae. The transcript has 13 exons.
AAAUAUGCGAUUUAUCCAGUUGAGUGAACUAAAUAGAAAUGGCGGAAAUAAGAGAAAUGGAAAUUUAAGAGCAUCUUCCACUGCCAGUUUAUAUAAAAUCCUUUACUCUCUCCGUCUCUGAUCAGCUUACAAAUCUGUUUGAUCCAAAAAUGUCAGCCUCCUUGCAAUCUCCGCCGUCUUCAGCUAUCUCCUCCACAUCUUCGCUGCUUAAGGGAGCAAGAAGAGGUUCUUGGAAUGCAGUAUCGUUCAAGUUGCAUCCCUCUUUUCGAGCCUUCUCUUCUUCUCUUGACACUGGUGCAACCACUGAAUUAGAUGCUGUGUCUACCUUCAGUCAGAUCGUUCCCGAUACCGUCAUCUUUGAUGAUUUCCAAAAGUUCCCUCCAACUGCUGCUACUGUAAGCUCUUCCCUCCUUUUGGGUAUACUAAGUCUGCCAGAUACCAUUUUCAGAAAUGCUGUGGAUAUGUCCCUGGCGGAUUCAGGGUGUGCGGCUUUGGAAAAUCCUGAUUUGAGGUUGUCUUGUUUUGCUAACAAGGCUCUAGUGAAUGUUGGAGGUGAUCUAGCGAAAUUAGUGCCUGGACGAGUUUCAACCGAAGUAGAUGCGCGGUUGGCUUAUGAUACUCAUGGCAUUAUCAGGAAGGUGCAUGCCUUGUUGAAGUUGUACAAUGACAUCGAUGUUCCUGCUGAACGUUUAUUGUUUAAAAUACCUUCAACUUGGCAAGGAAUAGAAGCGUCAAGAUUAUUGGAAUCUGAGGGCAUACAGACUCAUUUAACGUUUGUUUACAGCUUUGCUCAAGCAGCAGCUGCAGCUCAAGCUGGUGCUUCUGUUAUUCAGAUUUUUGUUGGACGCCUUAGGGAUUGGGCACGGAAUCAUUCUGGUGACUCUGAGAUAGAAGCUGCUCUGAAGAGAGGAGAGGAUCCUGGUUUGGCUUUGGUGACGAAGACUUAUAAUUAUAUCCACAAAUAUGGUCAUAAAUCAAAGUUGAUGGCAGCGGCAGUUCGUAACAAACAAGAUUUAUUCAGUCUUCUGGGGGUUGAUUAUAUCAUUGCACCACUAAAGGUGUUGCAGUCUCUUAAAGAGUCUGUAACUACUCCUGAUGAGAAGUACUCCUUUGCUCGAAGGUUAUCUCCGCAGUCUGCUGCUGCCUACAAUUUCAGUGAAGAAGAGCUUCUGAAGUGGGACCAGUUAGGCCUGGCAUCGGCUAUGGGACCUGCAGCAGUGGAGCUUCUAGCUACUGGUCUUGAUGGCUAUGUUGAUCAAUCAAGAAGAGUCGAGGAGAUGUUCACGAAGAUUUGGCCACCUCCAAAUGUGUAAAAUUUUCAUGUUUAAUUCCGAAAGACAUAGGCUUCAUGGAAUAAAAAGGAAAUGCAGGUUCACGAACUUUUUACUCAAAAGUGUUCGGAGCUACUGUAUAGACAUCAUGCACCCGAUCCACAUUUUGGGAUAAUUAUGAGUUUUGAACUAAACACAUUGUAUAAAGAUUGUCAUUUUGCUACGUGCGAUUGCUUCA